This is a messenger RNA of Neomonachus schauinslandi (Hawaiian monk seal), 1467 nucleotides long. RefSeq names its product dnaJ homolog subfamily C member 21-like. Gene Ontology annotation, cellular component: cytoplasm. NCBI's taxonomy places the organism in Eukaryota, Metazoa, Chordata, Mammalia, Carnivora, Phocidae. Gene Ontology annotation, molecular function: zinc ion binding; nucleic acid binding. The record is from RefSeq and is a predicted model, not a curated record.
AUGAAUGCUGUGUUGUGUAUUUUGCAUGCCAUCAUCACUUUCCGCUUUUUGCCUUCCCCUCCAUCGUCAUGGGAUACUGUGAUGGUCACUAUGCAAAUUACACUGUGGACCUGUUACUCUGGUUAUAGAGAUGAUGAAAAGGGCUUUUAUACAGUUUAUCAUAACGUUUUUGAAAUGAUUGUGAAGGAAGAGCUAGAAUCUAUGUUAGAAGAGGAGAUGGAAGAUUUCCCCACUUUUGGAGACUCCCAGAGUGACUAUGAUAUGGUAGUCCACCCUUUCUAUGCCUGUUGGCAUUUCUGCACUCAGAAGAACUUUCCUUGGAAGUAAGAAUAUGAUACAUGGCAAGCUUCAAACGGCUGGGCGAAAGAGCCAUGGAAAAAGAAAAAAAAGAUUCAUGACAAAGCAAGGAAGGAGAACGAGCUUGUGCGCCAGCUGGUCGCGUUCAUCCAUAAGAGAGACAGAAGAGUGCAGGCGCAUCCGAAGCUCAUGGAGGAACAGAAUGCCGAGAAGGCCAGGAAGGCAGAGGAGAUGAGGCGGCUGCAGAAGCUGAAGGAGGCCAAACUGGCUGAGCAGUACAAGGGACAGAGCUGGAUGACCAUGGCCGACCUGGGAAAGGAGCUCAAGGAAAUGGAGGUGGGCUACGAGAAGGAGUUUGGAGAUGGAUCAGAUGAAGAUGAGACAGAGGAAUCUGAGCCCAAAGAUGGGACAGAGGAAUCUGAGCUCAAAGAUCGGCACGGUGGUAAAGACAGUGAUGAGGCUGAGGAUGCUGAGCUGUAUGAUGACCUUUCCUGCCCAGUGUGUGACAAAUCUUUCAAGAUGGAAAAGGCCAUGAGGAAUCAUGAAAAAUCAAAGAAGCAUUGGGAAAUGGUUGCCUUGUUAAAACAACAGUUGGAGGAGGAGGAAGAAAAUUUUUCAGGACUUCAAACUGAUGAAAAUCCAUUAAAUGCCAAUUCUGAGGAAGAAAUAGAAGAUGCACCAAAACAAAAGCUUUCCAAAAGGCAGAAGAAAAAGAAACAGAAACCAGCGCAGAAUUAUGAUGAUAAUUUCAAUGAAAAUGGAACUGGAGAAGAAGUAAAGUUUGAAUCAGAAGAUACCAACUUAAAUCAAGACUGUGCCAAAGAAUUGGAUGGGAGUCCCCAAGAAAGUAUCACUUUCACUGAGACUGUUGAACUCUGUGAUGAUCCAAAAAAUGAAGCUAAGAAUGCUCCUAAACCCAAAGGAAAAAAAGCCAAAGAUAUGAAAAAAUCUGUCAAAGUACCUGCUGAACCACAGACAGUGAGUGAUGUUCUUAUCAGCUAUUCAACCUGCCAUAGUGAGUUUCCAUCCCGGAAUAAACUUUUUGACCAUCUGAAGGCCACAGGUCAUGCAAGAGCACCUUCAUCAUGUUCUUUAAACAGUGUAACAAGUAGUAGAAGCAAGAAAGGGAAACAUAAAAACAGAAAUUCUGCCAACGCUUUUUCUUUUUGA